AUGCUUGAAUACUGGCGACCUGACAAUUAUGAGAAGCCUGAUAAUGUCUUCCAGUACAAGAGCUCCACGAACCUUUUCGAAUUUAAGAAGGCUAAAUCUGUUCCGACGAGUCUCACGAUAUCACCGUCUGGUUCUCAAUUUGCGACGUUCUCUUUUCCGGACCGGAAAGUUCGUGUUUUUGAUUUUCCAACCGGGAAGCUGUACCGAACUUAUGACGAGUCUUUACAAACCAUUGAAGAGAUGCAGCAAGCUGGAACUGCCCUCCAGAAGCUCGAGGACCUUGAAUUCGGUCGUCGUCUUGCUACGGAGCGAGAAAUCGAAAAUCCGGCGAUGCAAAACAAGGCUAACGUUAUUUUCGACGAGACGGGACAUUUUAUCAUCUAUGGAUCUAUGUUGGGGACGAAGGUGCUGAACACGUAUACAAAUCGGGUUGUUAAGGUUUACGGAAAGGACGAGAAUUUCAGGCCUCUUAAUAUUGCGAUAUACCAGGGGCAGCCGCAGAAGAAAGGGGUAACCACAGUCGCGAUGGCGGCCUCGAACAAUCCCCUUUUACAAGAAGCAGAAGUUCGAGAUCCCAUUCUCAUCACCACUGGAGUUGGCAAAGUUCGAUUCUAUAUGUUCACAAAUGAUGAGGAGAUUUCUAAAUCCGAACGAGAUAUCCACAACGAAAAACCAACAAUCCUCAACGCGAAGAAAGCCGUCGAGGCAAAAGCAGCACAGACUGGAACAGCAGCCGUUAUCCACACGUCAUAUGGAGAUAUCCGUAUCCGCCUCUUCCCGGAUGCGGCGCCAAAAGCCGUGGAAAACUUCGUUACCCACUCGAAGCAAGGAUAUUAUAACAAUACCAUCUUUCACCGAGUUAUUCGCAAGUUUAUGAUCCAGUGUGGUGAUCCUCUAGGGGAUGGGACUGGCGGCGAAAGUAUCUGGGGGAAAGAAUUCGAGGACGAAUUCAGCACCUUGAAGCAUGACAAGCCGUACACUGUCAGCAUGGCGAACGCGGGGCCCAAUACGAAUGGAAGUCAAUUCUUUAUUACGACUGAGAAGGCUCCUUGGCUUGACAAUAAGCACACCAUCUUCGGCAGGGCGAUACAAGGGCUGGAUGUCAUACAUAAGAUUGAGAACACGAGGGUCUACAAAGAGAAACCCGAGGAAGACAUCAAGAUCCUCAACAUAGAAAUCCUGUAA
Molecule: messenger RNA, 1185 nt
Organism: Amorphotheca resinae ATCC 22711
Lineage: Eukaryota; Fungi; Ascomycota; Leotiomycetes; Helotiales; Amorphothecaceae
Exons: 2
Coding region: 1-1185 (394 amino acids)
Biological process (GO): protein peptidyl-prolyl isomerization
Molecular function (GO): peptidyl-prolyl cis-trans isomerase activity; protein binding
Source: RefSeq, a predicted model, not a curated record